CGUGAACCAAACACAGACAUUUCCUCAUUGCUGCUGAUCAAGAUGGCAGCUCAGCAAGAAGGUGCAUGUGCCAAUUGAAUCUCAACAAGGAAACAGAUGGCGGUUGUUUUAUUAAAAAGUAUGGAUUUCAGCAAACAAAGACAGGCACGCAACAACAGAGGACAAACAUAUGUACACGGUAAGGGUUUAAGAACUUACAUGUUUGAAGAGUCAAAGCAUAUCGACUCCAAGGAGUCUGAGGUUCAUUUAGAAAACUAGUCACUUGGCUUCACCAUAUCAUGCAAAUAAUGCUUCAAUUUAUUAAAAUGAUACUGACCUAUUAAAAUAAUACACGCUGUUUAUAGUCUAUAAUAUAAUUUUGGAGGGCUAUGGUUCCUAUUGGACUGUAGCCUAAUUGGUCCUUUUGGACAGAUUGGUUUGCAUGUCCCAAACAACCCAUCCCCUUCUGCUGAGCUACCGUGGGCUGGCUAUAAGAGCUUACUCAAGCACUCACUGUUAACCAUCCGGCAACACCAUACUAUGAGGAUAUGUCAAAACACUUUUUUCCUAUUCGAGGGGGUAUUCCUAUGCAAGUUCUGACCCCAACGGCUGUCCAUGAGCACAUAUUAAACUGUAGGCUUAUUAUAUAAGGAAUACUACAUUCAUUGUAAUUGGGUUAAACUUUAGUUUAUAAUGGCUUUUACAAUGCUUCGGCCGGUGGCAACUCACCCCUUCUCCUCCUACCCUCCUGAUCUCAACAUGAUCUCGGACGACGAGGAGAACCGCAGCGAGAGCGACGGCAGCUCUGACCAGAGCUAUGAAUGCUGUGCCUCUUCAGAUAAGACUUGUCGGCAGCUUUCCCGCAUGGUGGGAGUCGGUGGGGUUGUUGUGGUCAAACAGCGCAACACAGCCAACGCCAGGGAGCGAGACCGGACCCAGAGCGUCAACACCGCAUUCACCGCGCUCCGGACACUCAUACCUACGGAGCCGGUGGACAGAAAGCUCUCCAAAAUUGAAACGCUCCGGUUGGCGUCCAGCUACAUCUCACACUUGGCCAACGUUCUGGUGCUUGGUGACGGGCGUGAGGAUGGGCAGCCGUGCCUGAGUGCAGUGUACCGCGCGCAAGGACAUGGAGAGAGGAAGCAACCCAGAACUAUCUGUACCUUUUGCUUGAGCAACCAGCGAAAAGGGGGGAAAGAUGGUCGGGGUUGUCUGAAAAUGCGUGGAGCCAGUGCACUACGAAUGAGCCGAAAAUAGACGGCUCUCAGACUUCAAGGAUUGUUGAAUUCAAGUCAGCACCUCAGGGAAAAAACUCUAGCUAACACUCCCACUGUACAUAUACCGACACAUAGGCCAGAAUGCCCUCCAACUUUGGGAAAAGACUGUCAAAAAGACGCGUUUCAGGAAUUUGUUUGUGUGAGAAAAGGCUACUCCUCUCUGCCGCAAUGCUGGUUAUGGAAAAUGUGAUUUUGGAGGAACAUUGUCAUAAAUGACACUUUAUUUGGUUGCCUUUUCAACACCAUUUUAAAUUUUGCUUUAAAAUUAUAUUUUUA
Molecule: messenger RNA, 1532 nt
Organism: Oncorhynchus keta (chum salmon)
Lineage: Eukaryota; Metazoa; Chordata; Actinopteri; Salmoniformes; Salmonidae
Product: transcription factor 15-like
Exons: 2
Coding region: 673-1236 (187 amino acids)
Biological process (GO): regulation of transcription by RNA polymerase II; developmental process
Molecular function (GO): protein dimerization activity; RNA polymerase II transcription regulatory region sequence-specific DNA binding; DNA-binding transcription factor activity, RNA polymerase II-specific
Source: RefSeq, a predicted model, not a curated record